Arvicanthis niloticus (Nile rat) is the source of this 5733-nucleotide messenger RNA. It is a transcript of the gene Phlpp2, whose product is annotated as PH domain and leucine rich repeat protein phosphatase 2. Gene Ontology annotation, cellular component: cytoplasm. NCBI's taxonomy places the organism in Eukaryota, Metazoa, Chordata, Mammalia, Rodentia, Muridae. The record is from RefSeq and is a predicted model, not a curated record. Gene Ontology annotation, molecular function: protein binding.
CUGCUCGCGCGCGCCUCCGAGGCUCGCGCUGUCGCGCCGGCCGGGAGUCCCUGUAAAGCCUUGGCCGCCAAUGGGGGAGGUGGAGCCCGUGCCCGCGGGGCCGCUGGAGCCCCCGGAGCCACCUGAAACGGCGGCGCCUCGCCGACCCGGAGGGAUUCGGGUCCUAAAGAGAAAUAUGAAACACAAUGGGAGCAGAAAUUGUUUGACUAGAAGAAGUAGGUUUGGUUCUCGAGAAAGAGACUGGCUAAGAGAAGAUGUGAAGAGAGGCUGUGUUUACCUUUAUGGAGCAGACACGACCACUGCCACUACAACCACCACCUCCUCCUCCUCUUCUGAUUUACAUCUUGUCCUUUGCACAGUAGAGACACCAGCAUCAGAAAUAUGUGCCGGAGAGGGAAGAGAAAGUCUCUAUCUCCAGCUUCAUGGAGACCUGGUCAGGAGACUGGAGCCCACUGAACGGCCUCUCCAGAUUGUUUACGAUUACUUAUCCAGGCUGGGAUUUGAAGAUCCCGUGCGCAUACAGGAGGAGGCUACGAACCCUGACCUCAGCUGUAUGAUUCGAUUUUAUGGUGAAAAACCAUGCCAGAUGGAUCAUCUGGAUCGAAUCCUACUGUCUGGCAUCUAUAAUGUACGCAAAGGAAAAACCCAGCUGCACAAAUGGGCUGAGCGCCUAGUUGUUCUCUGUGGUACCUGCCUUAUUGUUUCCUCAGUGAAGGAUUGUCAAACUGGAAAGAUGCACAUUUUGCCUCUGGUUGGGGGAAAGAUAGAAGAAGUGAAGCGCCGGCAACACUCCCUUGCUUUCAGCUCAGCUGGAGCCCAGGCUCAGACCUAUCAUGUCUGCUUUGAGACUUUGGCUGAGUACCAGAGAUGGCAACGGCAGGCGUCUAAGGUGGUGUCCCAGCGGAUCAGCACUGUGGACCUCUCAUGUUACAGCCUUGAGGAGGUUCCUGAACAUCUCUUCUACAGUCAAGAUAUCACCUACCUCAACCUGCGACACAACUUCAUGCAAUUGGAAAGGCCAGGGGGCCUCGACACACUCUACAAAUUUUCUCAACUGAAGGGUCUGAACUUGUCCCAUAAUAAGCUCGGACUGUUUCCUGUGUUGCUGUGUGAGAUUUCUACCCUGACUGAACUCAACCUUUCUUGUAAUGGAUUUCAUGACUUGCCAAGUCAGAUUGGUAAUCUGCUAAAUCUUCAGACCCUCUGCCUCGAUGGCAACCUUCUCACGUCUCUACCAGAUGAGCUGGGAAACCUGCAGCAGCUUACGUCUCUGGGAAUUUCCUUCAACAGUUUUAGUCAAAUUCCUGAAGUUUUGGAGAAACUCACCAUGUUAGAUAAAGUAGUUAUGGCAGGAAACCGUUUGGAAAUCCUGAACCUAGGGGUGCUGACCAGGAUGAGCCAUGUUAAGCAUGUGGAUCUGAGGAUGAACAACUUGAAAACGGUGAUUAUUGAAAAUCUGGAGGGAAAUAAACACAUCACUCACAUGGAUUUGCGGGACAAUCAGUUGACUGAUUUGGACCUUAGCUCCUUAUGUAACUUGGAGCAGCUGCAUUGUGAGCGGAACCAGCUGAGGGAGCUGACACUCAGUGGCUUCUCCCUUCGAACCCUCUACGCCAGUUGGAACAGACUGACAGCAGUGAAUGUCUAUCCAGUACCCAGCAUGCUCACUUCUUUGGAACUUUCUCGAAACUUGCUAGAGUGUGUCCCGGACUGGGCCUGUGAAGCAAAAAAGCUGGAAAUACUAGAUAUAAGCUACAAUCUUCUUACAGAGCUUCCCAUGAGAAUUCUGAGUAGUCUGAGUCUUCGGAAACUGAUGGUAGGACACAACCACAUCCAUGUCCUUCCUGCACUGGUAGAGCACAUUCCCCUUGAGGUACUGGAUAUCCAGCAUAACACUCUCUCCAGGCUGCCAGACACACUCUUCUCCAAGGCCUUAAAUCUCAGGUACUUGAAUGCAUCUGCAAAUAGUCUGGAGUCUUUGCCUUCUGCAUGUGCUGGAGAGGAGAGUCUGAGUGUGCUGCAGCUGCUGUACCUGACCAGCAACCUUCUGACAGAUCAAUGUAUACCUGUUUUGGUCGGGCACCCACACUUGCGAGUUCUGCACCUUGCAAACAACCAGCUACAGACCUUUCCUGCAAGCAAACUAAAUAAACUGGAGCAACUGGAAGAACUGAAUUUAAGUGGGAACAAGCUGAAAGCUAUUCCUACAACCGUAGCAAACUGCAAACGGCUGCACACCCUUGUCGCACAUGCCAACAACAUCAGCAUUUUCCCAGAGAUCCUGCAGCUGCCUCAGAUUCAGUUUGUAGACCUGAGUUGCAAUGACUUGACAGAAAUACUAAUUCCAGAGGCUCUGCCUGCUACUUUACAAGACCUUGAUCUGACAGGAAAUACAAAUCUGGUUCUGGAACAUAAGACUUUGGACAUGUUUAGUCAUCUCACAACACUGAAAAUUGAUCAGAAACCUUUGCCAACCACAGAUUCUACAGUCACAUCAACCUUCUGGAGCCAUGGACUGGCUGAGAUGGCAGGGCAGAGGAAUAAACUCUGUGUGUCUGCUCUGGCUAUGGAUAACUUUGCAGAGGGCGUGGGAGCUGUGUAUGGCAUGUUUGAUGGGGACCGGAAUGAAGAACUCCCUCGUCUGCUACAGUGUACAAUGGCAGAUGUGCUUUUGGAAGAAGUACAGCACUCAACAAAUGACACAGUUUUCAUGACCAAUACCUUCUUGGUAUCUCACAGGAAAUUAGGAAUGGCUGGCCAGAAGCUAGGUUCCUCUGCUCUCCUGUGCUAUAUUCGACCUGACACUGCUGACCCAACAAGCAGUUUUAGCUUGACUGUAGCCAAUGUUGGCACAUGCCAAGCUGUCCUGUGCCGAGGUGGAAAGCCAGUCCCUCUUUCUAAAAUCUUCAGCUUGGAGCAUGACCCAGAGGAAGCACAGAGGGUGAAGGACCAGAAAGCCAUCAUAACAGAGGACAACAAGGUGAAUGGGGUUACCUGCUGUACUCGGAUGCUGGGAUGUACAUACCUCUACCCGUGGAUCCUCCCCAAGCCCCACAUAGCUUCCACCCCACUUACCAUUCAAGAUGAGUUGCUGAUUCUGGGAAACAGAGCACUGUGGGAGCACUUGUCAUAUCUGGAAGCUGUCAACGCAGUGCGUCAUGUACAAGACCCAUUAGCUGCUGCUAAGAAGCUGUGCACAUUAGCACAGAGCUAUGGCUGUCAGGACAACGUGGGGGCAAUGGUGGUUUAUUUGAACAUUGGUGAAGAAGGCUGUACCUGUGAAAUGAAUGGGCUCACCCUUCCAGGCCCUGUGGGAUUUGCUUCAACUGCAAGCAUCAAGGAUGCCCCCAAGCCAACCACUCCUUCCUCUAGUAGUGGGAUUGCCUCAGAGUUCAGCAGCGAGAUGUCCACCUCAGAGGUGAGCAGCGAGGUGGGCUCCACGGCUUCUGAUGAGCAUAACACUGUGGGCCUGGAGGCGAGCUUGCUCCCACGGCCAGAGAGGCGCUGUAGUCUGCACCCAGCACCCUCUGCGGGCAUUUUUCAGCGCCAGCCUUCUUGUGCAACUUUUUCCAGCAAUCAGUCUGACAAUGGACUGGACAGUGACGAUGACCAGCCUGUUGAAGGAGUCAUAACUAACGGCAGCAGGGUUGAAGUAGAAGUGGACAUUCAUUGCUGCCGAGGCCGAGAGCCCGAGGACUCCCCUGCUCUCCCAAAGAAUCCUUCCAACCCCUGUUCAGAGGGACACGCUAGGGGGUUGGGUUUUGGGAUCCGAAGACAGAACAGUGUGAAUAGUGGUAUACUUCUGCCUGUGAACAAAGACAAGAUGGAGUUACAGAAGUCUCCCUCCACUUCUUGUCUGUAUGGAAAGAAACUCUCCAAUGGCUCCAUUGUGCCCCUAGAAGACAGCCUGAACCUCAUUGAGGUGGCCACGGAAGCACCCAAAAGGAAAACGGGCUAUUUUGCUGCCCCUACUCAGCUGGAACCAGAGGAUCAAUUUGUUGUCCCCCGUGACCUGGAAGAUGAGGUGAAGGAGCAAAUGAAGCCGCACCAGGACAGCCGGCCUGAGCCCGAGCCUAGGGAAGAAGGCCGGACAGAGCCCCAGGAGGAGUUUGACACAGCACUGUGAUUGUGCCUUGAGUGGACACAGCAUGAGGGGGCUAUGUGGGAUUGGGGAAGGGACCUUCAGGAGAUAUUUGCCUCAGUGUUUCAAACCAUAGAUAUGUGGAGUAGAAUUUGGAGCCAAAAAGUUGAGCACUAGCAGGGUCUGGCUCUUGAUGAGCUAGUCCUACCAUCAGUGUUAAACUUCACAUUGAACCUUUGGAGGACUCCCAGAGCUGCUGGGAGACAGCAGACAUUGUUCUGUGUCAGUCCUGCCACCUGCCAUUAACCCUUUCUCUCCUAGGAUCAUUUGAGAAAUUGCCUGCCUGGGCAGGAAAGGGACUUUUUCUGUGGAGGAAGUAACUGAAGGUUGAUUCCCUUUACUGAUUGCUGCUGAUGGAUCUCUGUGACAAGAGAAAUCACCUUAUAUCUCAGACUAGCUAGUGGGGUGUGAUGUGACUAGUCACACGGCUUUUUAUUCUCUAGGAGAAUACAGCCUAUCAAAUGAUGUCUACUGGAGAUACAGAACCAAUCAAGCAGGUGAUUUAUGUAUGUAAUGUUAUAUAACGAGAGCACUUUUCAUUGACUGUGAACCUUUUAUUUUUGAAUCUGCACUCAGAGCCAAUCUUCUUAGAGGCAGCCCAGCUCCUUUGUCCCUAGGUAGAAGUAAUUGAGCAUUGGAGCCUCUUUGAGGGUACUUGGGAGGGUCCUGGAAAUUGAUCUCUUGUAUGUCAGACUGUGAAAGCUUGUGAGAAACUUGGGGUGGGAGGAUUUAUAAGACGGGGAAGGAGUAAGAACUAGGUCUUCUUCCCUCAAGUCAAAAAGAAACUCGGCCCUGGAUACGCUGACCCUGCUAGGAACUAGGAUCACAAGGCAGGGACUUGUGAACUGCCUCUUCCCCUUAAUGUGGUAGAAUUGGCAGCCAGCCUCUUGACAGGUAGGCUGACACCUUGAACUAUAUAGCAAGUGAGUGCAACAGGAGACCAACUAGGAGCAUAUGUAUGGGCAGACAGAUCUCACAAGUUAGACUUGUUCCUCUCUCUCUCCCUCCCUCCCUCUGUCCCUCCUUCCUUUUCUUCCUCCCUCUACCUCCCUUCUUCCCCCACCCCCUCAGGAUGUUCCUAGAAUGUUGGUAGUGAGUUGAAUGCUCACCCUGUUUUGUUUGACACUGUGCCCUUCUGAAGUACUGCUGAUUCCCCUGACAUGGUUCAAAGUACUGGGCUUAACACGGGGGAAGAAAGACUGUUGAACUGAGAGAUUGCUAAACUUACAGAAAACCUGUCAUUUUUUUUUUUUCACAUUCCUCUUAACCAUAGCAAAGGACCACUUCUUGUAUAUUUCUGUUGCUUUUUCCAUUAGAUUAGUUAGGAAACUAAUUCCUAUUUAUUGAUAUAAAUUUUGGCAUUGCUUGGUUUUACUCAGUGGAAAAAUGUGCUUUGAAGUUUUAGGAUAUUGCACAACUAAAAAAAUAGAUUGGAGCAACCUUUAAUUUGCUUUAUAGAAAACAAAUUGUUAAAUAUAAGAUUGAGCGCGUAUAUUUUUCCUUUGUGUUUGAGGAGGGAGUUUCUGUUUAAAGCAAUACUAAAAACCAGACAGAUAGUUCUGUCUUCAGAGGCCCUGUGCUCAUGUGCACGU